UGAUCACUACGAAGUGCGAACUCAAAGCUGAAGACAACAAACCAUGGGGAGCACAAGCACGAGCGCCACCUCGUCUUCCUCCUCCUCUGCUGCCAGCGGCCCCGGGGGCGGCGGCGGCGCACACGUGCUGCUCCUGCCGUACCCUGGCGCGCAGGGCCACACGAACCCGCUGCUCCAGUUUGGCCGCCGCCUCGCCUACCACGGCUUCCGCCCCACGCUCGUCACCUCCCGGUACGUACUCUCCACCACGCCGCCCCCAGGGGAGCCCUUCAGGGUGGCAGCCAUUUCCGACGGCUUCGACGGCGGCGGCGCGGCCGCGUGCCCCGACAUCGCUGAGUACUAUCGCCAGCUCGAGGCCGUGGGUUCGGAGACGCUGGCGGAGCUGAUCCGGACGGAGGCCGCCGAGGGCCGGCCCGUGCGCGUGGUGGUUUACGACCCGCACCUGCCGUGGGCGCGCUGGGUGGCGCAGGCGGCCGGGGUGCCGGCGGUGGCGUUCCUGUCGCAGCCGUGCUCCGUUGACGUCAUCUACGGGGAGGUGUGGGCGGGGCGGCUGCCGCUGCCCGUGGUGGACGGGAAGGAGCUGUUCGCGCGCGGGCUGCUGGGUGUCGACCUCGGGCCCGACGACGUGCCGCCGUUCGCGGCCAGGCCAGACUGGUGCCCCGUGUUCCUUCGGGCGACGGUGCGGCAGUUCGAGGGGCUGGAGGACGCCGACGACGUGCUCGUCAACUCAUUCCGCGACAUCGAACCCACGGAGGCAGAUUAUAUGUCCCUAACAUGGCGCGCGAAGACAAUAGGCCCAACGUUGCCAUCAUUUUACCUUGAUGAUGACCGCUUUCCGUUGAACAAGGCCUACGGAUUCAACCUCUUCAGCAGCAGCGACUCAUGUCUGCCUUGGCUUGACAAGCAGCGUCCGCGUUCUGUAGUUCUCGUAUCCUAUGGAACUGUUUCAGAUUACGACGAAAAUCAGCUAGAAGAGCUUGGCAACGGGCUGUACAGUUCUGGCAAACCAUUCAUUUGGGUUGUGAGGUCGAAUGAAGAACACAAGCUGUCGGAUGAGCUUCGCGACAAGUGCAAGGAGCGCGGCCUUGUUGUCUCUUGGUGCCCACAGCUCGAAGUUCUUGCACAUAAAGCUACAGGCUGUUUCUUCACGCACUGUGGAUGGAACUCGACACUAGAAGCGAUUGUUAAUGGCGUGCCAAUGGUGGCAGUACCACACUGGGCUGACCAGCCGACCAUAUCGAAAUACAUGGAGAGCGUGUGGGGCUUGGGUGUCAAGGUGCGCAAGGAUGAGAAAGGCUUGGUGACGAGAGACGAGGUGGCGAGGUGCAUCAAGGAUGUCAUGGAUGGGGAUAGAAAAGAUGAGUACAGGAUGAAUGCCAAUGUGUGGAUGAAAAAGGCCAAGGAAGCUGCACAGUACGGAGGGAGCUCGGACAAGAAUAUUGCUGAAUUCGUCGCCAAGUAUUCAUCAAGUUAGUUGUCAAACAGAUUUUUUGUGUAUCUACAAGAGCCUAUUUUCACGACCCAGAAUCUGCGUCAUAAGUUAGCAGCUUUACCGCUGCGCUCCCGCCUUUGAAACGUUGUCAUAAGUUAGUACUCCAAUAAAAAUUACACACACACAUAUAUAUAUAUAUAUAUAAUACUGUUAUGCACCCUUUGAAACGUUGUAAGCAUACAGAAUUGCAC
Messenger RNA from Zea mays, 1683 nucleotides. RefSeq names its product UDP-glycosyltransferase 74B1. Bases 44 to 1474 code for a protein of 476 amino acids. The record is from RefSeq and is marked validated. The transcript is spliced from 3 exons. Gene Ontology annotation, biological process: detoxification. Gene Ontology annotation, molecular function: quercetin 7-O-glucosyltransferase activity; quercetin 3-O-glucosyltransferase activity. Lineage: Eukaryota; Viridiplantae; Streptophyta; Magnoliopsida; Poales; Poaceae.